Molecule: messenger RNA, 1080 nt
Organism: Naegleria lovaniensis
Lineage: Eukaryota; Heterolobosea; Eutetramitea; Acrasida; Naegleriidae
Exons: 1
Coding region: 1-1080 (359 amino acids)
Source: RefSeq, a predicted model, not a curated record
AUGAUCAAACACGAAAAAGAAUCGCCAUCCACGAUGCAUCAUACACUGCCAUUCUUUCAUGCAAAGAUGAAUUCGAGCCAGCAUUACAUUUCCAACAUGGAAUUUAUUCCUCAUCAAGGAAGAACCUCUAACAACGAUCAUACCAUGCUCCAGAAUUAUGCUAAUAACCACCACAACAACUUGGAUAUGGAGCUACAAACCUAUCUAUUGCAAGCGUUGCUCAAUACUCCUUCCUCUCAUCAUUUCACGAAUCAAACCAUUCUUUCCUUCUUGUAUCAUCUCAUUGAUAAGGCUUUACAAUUUUCAAAAUCGGAUUUACCUCUUCGAUGGUCUGCAUUGAGUACUGAUGAUGAUCAGGAGAUUGAUCCUGCUGCUCAAGACAUAUAUCCUUCGCUCCUAUUGUCCUCUCAGCCCCAACACUAUUCUUUUAAUGAACCAACCGUAAUGCCAACCUCUCAAUUCCUUGCUCAGAACAGUUUUCAACCAUUGGAGUAUUGUCUUCCUGAGGCAACAGCAGACGUGUGGUUUCCUCCUGCUGAUGUAGUGAACCGUUUCUUCGAAGGCUUUUCAUCCAAGAAUUUGACUCGAUGUUCGUCCUCCACUCCAAUCACCUUAGAAAAUCAUUCGAUGGAGAGUUGUUGUGGUUUUUCUCCAAUUUCUUCCUUGUCUGGCAACUCAUCUUCUCUUCAUGGUCAACAUUAUGUAGAAUCCAAUCCAUACCAACAACAACCAUCUCCUCCACCAUCACCCGUUACUGAAUUCAUUCAAAAAGCAAUGGGAACUUCGUUAUUGAAACAAUUGCAACCACUCACUACUAGUAACAACAACAGCAAGCAAUUGCCUUUAAAACGUUGUCAUGAUCAUUCUGCUGCAUUAUUCAGCCAAACCUUGAUGAAAACGUCCACAACUCCCCAAAGCAAAAUCACCAAGACCAGAAAAUCCUCUAAAAGUGCCUCUGCAUCGUUUCUGGACCAAAAACGAAUCAAAGAUAUCGUGUUGGUUGAAUUCAACUCCAACCAUGGUCCAACUGGACGAACUUCCCAAGCACAGACUUUGGUUGAUGAUGGAGUGGGUCAAUAA